Molecule: messenger RNA, 3544 nt
Organism: Balaenoptera musculus (blue whale)
Lineage: Eukaryota; Metazoa; Chordata; Mammalia; Artiodactyla; Balaenopteridae
Gene: DCBLD2
Product: discoidin, CUB and LCCL domain containing 2
Exons: 16
Coding region: 380-2734 (784 amino acids)
Source: RefSeq, a predicted model, not a curated record
GUGGCCAGCGCGCGCGAGAGGGAGCGCGAGGGAGCGGGCGACCGCCCUGCCAGCUAGCCGAAGUCCGGGGCGAGCGCGGCGGGCAGGGGUCGGGUUGAGGAACGCGGCGCGGGAGGCGCGUCCCCCAGCUGCCCUCCGCGGCUCGAGCACCCCACUUCCUUCCCUCCCCUCCCUUGCGCUCCGGCCUGGGGUCUCCGGGCGGGGAGCGGAGGGAAGGGACGAAGGAGGAGGAGGUUUCGCGGAGUGAGGGGCGGAGGGGGUCCCGGAGCGGGGCGAAGCGCGCGCUGCCUCUCACUCUCCCGCCGCUGCCUUUGCCUCCUCGCCCGGUGCCGCGGCCCCGGGGCGCCCGCACUAUGCAGGCGGACUGCCGGCCGCCGCGAUGGCGAGCCGGGCGGUGGUGAGAGCCGGGCACAGCCCUCAUCGUUUCCUAGUCCGGGCCGCGGCCACCGCCCCCGCCCGGGCCGCGAUCCCCCUCUCCCGCUCCUACCCCCUCCCUCCCCGCUCCAACUCCUCCUCCCCCCCCCCCUCCCCCUCCUCCUCCUCCUUCCCCAUGCCUCUGUUCCUCCUUCUCUUACUUAUCUUGCUCCUGCUGCUCGAGGACGCCGGAGCCCAGCAAGGUGAUGGAUGUGGACAUACUGUACUAGGCCCUGAAAGUGGAACCCUGACGUCCAUAAACUACCCACAGACCUAUCCUAACAGCACUGUUUGCGAAUGGGAGAUCCGUGUAAAGAUGGGAGAGCGAGUGCGCAUCAAAUUUGGUGACUUUGACAUUGAAGAUUCUGAUUCUUGUCACUUUAAUUACUUGAGAAUUUAUAAUGGAAUUGGAGUUAGCAGAACCGAAAUAGGCAAAUACUGUGGUCUGGGGUUGCAAAUGAACCAUUCAAUUGAAUCAAAAAGCAAUGAAAUUACAGUGCUGUUCAUGAGUGGAAUUCAUGUUUCUGGACGAGGAUUUUUGGCUUCAUACUCGGUUAUAGAUAAGCAAGAUCUAAUUACUUGUUUAGACACUGCAUCCAGUUUUUUGGAACCUGAGUUCAGCAAGUACUGCCCAGCUGGUUGUCUGCUUCCUUUUGCUGAGAUAUCUGGAACAAUCCCUCAUGGAUAUAGAGACUCCUCACCAUUGUGCAUGGCUGGUGUGCAUGCAGGCGUAGUGUCAAACAUUUUGGGUGGCCGGAUUAGUGUCGUAAUUAGUAAAGGCAUCCCGUACUAUGAAAGUUCUUUGGCUAACAACGUAACGUCUGUGGUGGGACACUUAUCUACAAGUCUUUUUACAUUUAAGACAAGUGGUUGUUAUGGAACACUGGGCAUGGAAUCUGGCGUGAUUGCCGAUGCUCAAAUAACGGCAUCGUCUGUGCUGGAGUGGACGGACCACACAGGGCAAGAGAACAGCUGGAAACCCGAAAAGGCCAGGCUGAAAAAACCUGGACCUCCUUGGGCUGCUUUUGCCACUGAUGAAUAUCAGUGGUUGCAAAUAGAUCUGAAUAAGGAAAAGAAGAUCACAGGCAUUGUAACCACAGGCUCCACCAUGGUGGAGCACAAUUACUAUGUGUCAGCCUACAGAGUUCUGUACAGUGACGAUGGGCAGAGAUGGACUGUGUACAGAGAGCCUGGUGUGGAGCAGGAUAAGAUAUUUCAAGGAAACAAAGAUUAUCACCAGGAUGUGCGUAAUAACUUUUUGCCACCAAUUAUUGCACGUUUUAUUAGAGUGAAUCCUACCCAAUGGCAGCAGAAAAUUGCCAUGAAAAUGGAACUGCUUGGAUGUCAGUUUAUUCCUAAAGGUCGUCCUCCAAAACUUACUCAGCCUCCACCUCCUCGGAGCAGCAGUGACCUCAAAAACACUACAGCCCCUCCAAAAAUAGCCAAAGGUCGUGCCCCCAAAUUUACUCAACCACUACAACCUCGAAGUAGCAAUGAAUUUCCUGCACACACAGAGCAAACAACUGCCACUCCUGAAAUCAAAAAUACCACCAUAACUCCAAAUGUAACCAAAGAUGUAGCCUUGGCCGCCGUCCUUGUCCCUGUGCUGGUCAUGGUCCUUACCACUCUCAUUCUCAUACUAGUGUGUGCUUGGCAUUGGAGAAACAGAAAGAAAAAAGCUGAAGGCACCUAUGACUUACCUUACUGGGACCGGGCAGGUUGGUGGAAAGGAAUGAAGCAGUUUCUUCCUGCCAAAUCAGUGGAGCACGAGGAAACCCCAGUUCGCUACAGCAGUAGUGAAGUGAAUCACCUGAGUCCUAGAGAAGUCACCACGGCGCUGCAGGCUGACUCUGCAGAGUAUGCACAGCCACUUGUGGGAGGAAUUGUUGGCACACUCCAUCAGAGAUCUACCUUUAAACCAGAGGAAGGCAAAGAAGCAGGCUAUGCUGACCUAGACCCUUACAGCUCCCCUGUGCAGGAAGUCUAUCAUGCCUAUGCUGAACCACUCCCGGUUACCGGGCCCGAGUACGCAACCCCAAUUGUCAUGGAUAUGUCCGGGCACCCCACAGCUUCGGUUGGCCUGCCCUCAGCGUCCACUUUCAAAGCUGCAGGGAACCAACCUCCCCCUCUAGUGGGAACCUACAGCACUCUUCUCUCCAGGACUGACAGCUGCUCCUCCGCCCGGGCCCAGUACGAUACGCCGAAAGGUGGGAAGCCGACUCCAAGUGCCCCAGACGAAUUGGUGUACCAAGUGCCACAGAGCGCACAGGGGCUGUCAGGAGCAGGGAGGGGUGGUGGUGUUUUUAAAGAAAUCCUUUGAAGGUGAUGCUGCUUUUUACAAAGCAUCAUUUUAAAGCACAUGGCCUUUUUAAAAUUGUAUUAGUGGUAGUAAUAUAUAGAACGUAUUACAUAUCUGUCACGGACGUGGUUGGGGGAAAUGUGAUGACCGAGGUACAGGAAACUACUAAUCUUGCCAUCUAGCUUUAAAAGUGUUACUGUAGCACAGUUACUGCUUGCCUAUUAAAUUUCAAAUGUCCUGUUUGUUACUACUGUAAAACACUAUUUUAUACAGAAAAAGCUCCCUACUAUGCACUUCAAAGAAAUUAAAAAUCACUGAGAGUAUUUAUUACCAGUGCUGCAGUUACAUUGAUGAACUCGAGAUGGCUCUGUAAGCCUUUCUGGCAAUAACGCAUGGUACUGUUAUAAAAUGUCUGAUGGCUUGAAAUUCUGCUCUUUGUGAAAGGUGGGUACUAUCAUGACUUCUUCCUCUUCUAUUCCUAUAUUGCUUUCUGAAUUUUUUUAGAAAAUAGUGACAUAAUCCUUGUUUUGAUUGCAGUCAUAUAUAUAUAUACACUUAUCCAUCUUUCCUUAGGAAGAGCUAUAGCUGGGAAACUGACCUGCAGUGAGCAGAGUGAUUUUCCACUUUCUGACACUCUAACGAGCUUUAACAUUUCAUAGUACAUAACUUGGCCUCAUCCCUGCUUGUUCCACCUGGGGCCCUUGGUGGCCAGCCCCGUUCUUGUGUUUAUAAAUGCUUGAGUUUUUUCAGUGGGUGAUGCUUGCUUUAUCAACCUCAUUAUUUCAGAUCCCCUAAGGUUUCCAUGUGAAAACAGGAGAAACUUUACAAAUU